Messenger RNA from Penicillium malachiteum, 192 nucleotides. RefSeq lists its product as uncharacterized. Lineage: Eukaryota; Fungi; Ascomycota; Eurotiomycetes; Eurotiales; Aspergillaceae. The transcript is spliced from 2 exons. The record is from RefSeq and is a predicted model, not a curated record. Bases 1 to 192 code for a protein of 63 amino acids.
AUGCCACGCUGCUACUCCACUCUACAAUUUUUCGAGACUGGCUUUGUUGAACAAGCGCCGAACAAGAGCAAUCGCCUUGUUGUACGACAGGCUCCCUAUUCGAACAUUCGCGUUGUGCCUUUUCACCUGUUCAGCAUGCUUCUCGGUAUCAGACUGUUCAACCAUGUCUGUUUGCACACUGAGACUGCGUAA